Molecule: messenger RNA, 512 nt
Organism: Racocetra fulgida
Lineage: Eukaryota; Fungi; Glomeromycota; Glomeromycetes; Diversisporales; Gigasporaceae
Source: the annotation of a GenBank genome assembly
CUUCUGUGGAUGAACAUGCGUUUACUGGAAGUAGUUCACCUCAUGAUCAUCAUGAUAUUUCACCAUUAAUUUCAUCUCAAUUAAAUCGUAAAGAGUCAAGUGGAUCUUCAAAUUGUGAAAAGGAUUUCACAAAUAUUUCUAGAAAGAAUGCAAGGAUGUCAAUAAUAUCUAGUAGAGAUAAACCAAUAAUUAAAGUGACUACUUCAACAUCAUCUUUUAGAAUACCUGCAAAUCUUACCGAUGAUGAAUUUAGUGAUACAGAUGAAAACUUACCACCAACUAAUAAUAAUAAAGUUAUUAAAUCAGGAAAUUUUGUUGUGAGCAAUAAUAAUAAUGAAAAGAAAAAGAAAAAAGUAACCUUGAUAGAUGGUGAUCAAAAAGCUUCGGUAAGAUUUCAACAAAGACAGCAAGAGUUAUUAAAACAAAAACAAAAAUCAUUAGCGUUAAUGAUUGGUGAUAAUGGAAAUUAUGAUACUCGAACAACACAGCAAUUUCCAAACAUAAUAAAUCAA